CUCCGACCUUCGGCUAUUCGCUCUCCGACACUGCAACCGCACAGCUGAGGAGAGCGUACCAACGGCGGCACUUCAGCACUAAGUUACUUUGGACAGCUCUCUCGCGACCUUCCUCUAUUCGCUCCUCGACACUGCAGCAACAUAACUGAGGAGAGCGUGAAGUACCAGGCACUUCAGCACUAGGUUACUUUGGACAGCUCCCGCCGGCUUUCCACGUACACCCCGCCUCCCGCAGCUCCUAUUACUCGAGCUUAGGAAAGUGAUCGGAGUGCAUUCGCCUCCGCGCAAGCAACACUACAGGAAGCGAAGCGAGCGAAGAGGAAAGACCCUUCCAGGAGCAGCUCCCACUCCGCCAAAAAAAUAUCCAGCUUCAUCCCCGCGGGCUCCGUUUUGGAAGCAUGGAUCUGAGAAGGCGCAAGACCUCCUCAUCCAGCCUAAGACUCCCUGUACUGCUUCUAUUUCUAUUGGCCGGCAGCGGAGCAGAACAAGAAGUGGAGAACCUCUCCGGCCUGUCUUCGAACCCCGAAAAAGCUAUUUUUGUAGUUCGCGAAAAUGGAACUACUUGUCUUAUGGCGGAAUUCGCGGCGAAGUUCAUCGUCCCCUAUGACGUGUGGGCCAGCAAUUAUGUAGAUCUGAUCACAGAGCAAGCCUACAUCCCGCUUUCCCGGGGAGCAGAAGAGCAGGGGAAAUGCGGCAGCAACGAAGCCGAGCUCCAGAUUUUGUGGAUAGACAGAGCUUACACCCUGCGACUUUACUUUGUCAAGGAGGGUCGCAACACCAGCACAGGACCCGAGGCCUGGUGGAAAAUGAACAAAGUCCAGUUCGUCUAUGACAGCUCCGAGCGCACCUACUUCAAGGACGCGGUUAACCCUGGGAAACACACAUCUACCACACGCCAUCUUUCUGCUUUAGUCACCCCAGCUGGGAAGUCUUAUGAAUGCCAAGCUCAGCAGACAAUCACCUUGACCUCCACCGACCAUCAAAAAUCUGUAGUUCUCUUGCUGUCGGAGGUCCGCCUUCAGCCCUUUGACAUCAGCUCUGAUUUCACCUUCAGUGAAGAACAUAAAUGCCCAGUAGACCAAAGAGAACAGUUAGAAGAAACCCUUCCUCUCAUUCUGGGCUUGAUCUUGGGACUUAUUAUUGUGAUCACCCUCGGCGUUUACCAUCUCCACCUCAAAAUGACCGCUAGUCAAGUCCAUAUCCCACGAGACAGAUCUGAGUACAAGCAUAUGGGAUAAUAGCUGGCACGCUCGCCAGUCAGCUGAAGCAAAAGCACUUUUUCUCCUGUAGGCCAGGGGCUCCCAUGUGAUGAAAUAAAACUUAACUAC
Molecule: messenger RNA, 1328 nt
Organism: Zootoca vivipara (common lizard)
Lineage: Eukaryota; Metazoa; Chordata; Lepidosauria; Squamata; Lacertidae
Gene: LAMP5
Product: lysosome associated membrane protein 5
Biological process (GO): establishment of protein localization to organelle
Cellular component (GO): plasma membrane; lysosomal membrane; late endosome membrane
Source: RefSeq, a predicted model, not a curated record